Phasianus colchicus (ring-necked pheasant) is the source of this 1555-nucleotide messenger RNA. It is a transcript of the gene RAB33B, whose product is annotated as RAB33B, member RAS oncogene family. Gene Ontology annotation, biological process: Rab protein signal transduction. Gene Ontology annotation, molecular function: GTP binding; GTPase activity. The record is from RefSeq and is a predicted model, not a curated record. Lineage: Eukaryota; Metazoa; Chordata; Aves; Galliformes; Phasianidae.
CGGGGCGGGCGCGAGGCGGCGGCGGCGGCGGCGAUGGCGGCCGAGCUGGAGUCCUCGCUGGAGCUGAGCUUCACGGGCAGCGGCACGGUGCCGGGCGGCGGGCUGCCCCCCGCGCGCUCCCGCAUCUUCAAGAUCAUCGUCAUCGGCGACUCCAACGUGGGCAAGACGUGCCUCACCUACCGCUUCUGCGCCGGCCGCUUCCCGCAGCGCACCGAGGCCACCAUCGGCGUGGACUUCCGCGAGCGCGCCGUCACCAUCGACGGGGAGCGCAUCAAGAUCCAGCUAUGGGAUACAGCAGGCCAGGAGCGCUUCAGAAAGAGCAUGGUGCAGCACUAUUACAGGAACGUACACGCUGUCGUGUUUGUGUACGAUAUGACAAACAUUGCCAGUUUUCAUAGUCUGCCGUCGUGGAUAGAGGAAUGCAAACAACACCUCCUCGCCAACGACAUACCACGGAUUCUUGUGGGAAAUAAAUGCGACCUGAGAAAUGCUAUUCAGGUACCUACGGACUUGGCCCAGAAGUUUGCCGAUACCCACAGCAUGCCGUUAUUUGAAACCUCUGCCAAAAACCCCAAUGACAAUGACCACGUGGAGGCCAUAUUUAUGACGCUGGCUCACAAGCUUAAAAGUCACAAGCCAUUAAUGCUAAGUCAACCCCCAGAUCGUGAUCAAAUACACAUAAAGCCUGAACCGAAACCCGCCAUGACUUGCUGGUGUUAAAUGUCACUAUUUAUUAGCUGCCACCUUGUCCCGUGUGCAAACGCUCCGAGAUUAUGAUCUUGACGCAGGUCAGGGGGUUGGUAGCAAUUAUAGCAAAUCCCUUUGGCACUUUACUGUGUUGUUUGUUUUUUUUUUCUGGUGUAGACGUGCCCAUCUCAUUUUCUUGCGCUUCGUUAUUCUACGUUCUGAAUUACUGAAGUUUCACUAUAAAUAUGCAGGAAAGUAACCUUUCAGAUGAAGUUUUAAGAAAGCAAGCCUUCUCGAGCUCUGGCUCUCUGAGAUCGUGUCUGUUGCUCGUGGCAGAGUUGUAAAUAGUAAGACGGUUUACUAGCGUGUUGGUUGCUCCCUGCAUUGGGAUAAUGUAGGAGGAAAAGUAUUUCGGGACGGCCAGAUGUGCAGAUGAGCGGGUGGGGAGAUUUGCGCUGUCUGAAGGAGUAUUGGAUGCCUGCUAGCAAACUGAGGGCCUGUUUCUUUAAAAAGCAGACAGGACCCUCAGAUUAAGUUUGAGCCGUCAGCGUAAGUGCAAACUGCUGGCUUUGGUGCCCUGUCGUCGCAUGGCGAACUGCUUCUCUGUGGCAGUGGUGGGAGCGUUGAGCAAUUUGUCCCUACCUCUAGGCGAUUAUCUGGUACGUAACGCUUCAUUAAUUCAUCGUAAUUAAUGAUAAGACCAAUCUGCCCUUAAGGAAAGUCCCGUAGCACGGGAUGUGGGGGAAGAACAGGGACUAGAACUAUCUUCAGCCUCUUUGACCGUACUAAGAUUUAGAUGUUCACAGAAUCACAGAAUCGUAGGGGUUGGAAGGGACCUCCAGAGAUCAUCGAGUCCAACCCCCCUGCC